GCAAAGGGGAGCGCGGCGGCAGAAAAAGUUCAACAGUGUGUGUUGUGAUGCCAUACGGCGCGCAUCUGCUGUUCCGCACGGUAACCGGCACGACCGCGAGUGGCGAGAGUUGUGAUGCUGCAAAAGUUUUCCUAGUUCGGGCUGAGCUGGCCCGUGCGUGCGGUACCGUAGAACCGGCGAACACCGGAGGACACUUCAACUUGUUCAAUGCUCAAGUGACUGCGUUUCACUCCUGACUCAGCAUACCCCACCAGAAGAUUGAUGUCGUCCAUGGCUGACCCAACUGCAAUGCAUCCUGGGAAGCGGCAGUGGGGGGCUCCGCCUCCAGAUGGGGGGUGGGGUUGGGUCAUCGUCGGCUGCUGCUUCAUGGUUACAGUUUGUACCCGUGCUGUUACAAGGUGUAUCUCAAUCUUCUUUGUAGAAUUCCAGGCGCAUUUUGGAGGAGACUAUUCUGGGACUGCCUGGAUACACAGUCUAGUUGACUGUACCACUAUGCUCUGUGCUCCACUAGGCAGCGCUGUAGCCACCAGGUGGUCCAGCCGGGUGUCGGUGGUGCUGGGGGGUCUCCUGUCCUCCUCCGGUCUCCUGCUCAGCUCCUUCUGCUCCAGCCUGGAGGGGCUGUACCUCACCCUGGGUGUCAUCACUGGUGUGGGCUUCGCCCUGUGCUACACCCCCGCCAUCGCCACGGUGGGCUGCUACUUUAGCCGCCGCAAGGCGCUGGCGUACGGCAUCGCCAUGUCGGGCAGCGGCAUCGGCACCUUCGUCCUGGCCCCGGCCGUCCAGAUCCUCAUCGACUACUACAGCUGGAGGGGCGCCCUCCUCAUCCUCAGUGGCCUCGUGGCCAACCUGUGUGUGUGUGGCGCCCUGCUUCGUCCCAACACCAACGGCCACAACCCGGACAUAGAGGAGCGGGGUAACCAGUACCAGGGAGAAAAACCCCCUAAGGAAACGUCGCUCCUUCAGGAUCCUACGCUCCUUAAGGAUCCUACUCUCCUUAAGGAUCCUACCCUCCUUAAGGAGCCUUCGGUCGCCGCCUCGCUGACGUCUCUUCAGCGGCCUUCAGGAGUUGACGUCGCAGACCACGCCCCCUCUUCCAGCUGCAAGCCAAUCGGAGGGCGGCGCCUCAGUUCCUGCUUCCUGUCCAGCAGGGACUACGAGUUCCUGCUGCUGCCUGACUUCGUGUGUCUGGCCAUGUCCUUCCUUCUCCUGGCCAGUGGCUGCAGCCUGCCCUUCGUGUACCUGGUGCCCUACGCCCUGAACUCCGGGGUCAGCAGCCAGAACGCGGCGCUCCUCAUGUCCACCCUGGGCGCCGUGGGCAUCGUAGGAAACAUCACCUUCGGCUGGCUCACCGACAGGAGGUGUCUGAAGCCAUAUCGCCGGGCGUGUUACACUGUUGCCGUGGCGAUGGAAGGCGUGUGUUGUGUGUGUGUCCCCUUGCUUUGCACCUUCUACCAGCUCCUCCCCUUCUCCGUGCUCUACGGGUACUUUGACGGGGCCUACGUGGCUCUCAUCCCCGUGGUAACCAGCGACGUCGUCGGCCCCGCCCACCUCUCCUCCGCUCUGGGCGUCGUCUACUUCCUGCACGCCAUCCCCUACCUGAUUAGUCCGCCCGUAGGAGGAUGGUUGGUCGACAAGACGGGGAGCUACGCCGCCACCUUCUUCCUCAGUGGCACCGCCCUCCUGGCCAGCGCGUCGGUCCUCUCCACCAUCGCCUGGAUACAACACUGUCGGCGCCACGCGUCAUUGAAGGCGUCACCCGUGGCAACCAAGGCUAACAUCUCUAAGGACACUGAGCCCCUCCCCCUUGGCCUAGCCAACCAAUCGGACUGCUUCAUUGUUUAUAACAAAGAGGCUAAAGACGCGAUGCCCGCAGACAGCCAGGCGAUAGCUUCCUAGCAGUGACUCACAGUGUGAUGCUAGCUAUGCUAAGCAUAAUGGCUGCAUAGCCGUAGCUCACACUGUGACCCUAAAGAUGCUAGCUAUGCUAAGCAUAAUGGCUGCAUAGCAGUAGCUCACACUGUGACGCUAAAAAUGCUAGAGAUGCAAAGCCUAGUUAAUGACAGUGGACCAAAGUACUGGCAAUACCAAAGAGCAUUCAAAGAGUAAGUGAUCAAAUACCUCAAAGGAAAAGUAUCGCUGAUCAUAUGUGACGGGGUGAAUUUAUGGAAUUGGAAUUCUACCAUAAUGGACUUUAUGGUAUUGGACUUAGAAAUUGGACUUAACAACCUAAUUGUAUUGUACACUUGUUUUGUUGCUAAGUGUGUCAGGAAGGCAGGCCGGCUUAAUGGGAUAUGAAUCAAAAAGUCACAUAUGCCAUUAUUCCCUGCUCUCAGUGAGCUUGUUAGAUGAUAAAGUCUCCGUAGACUUUGAACAACUUCAAAAUUGGUGUUAUAGCACCCAGAAAACGGCAGGUCUAUGGCCAACUUGAAGCGCCACAUUGGUCCUCCCAUCCCCACAGCGUCACACGGUACACACCUGUACUGUACCUGUACAGUCAAAUCGUCUAACAGGCCCCCUGGUCUUGUUCUCAUCUCUCAACGGAGCGCCUUGAAGGGCGUGCUUUGACUGUGCUUCCGGUGGAUGGAUGUCUGCUCCCGUUUGCGUUUGCUUUGUCAAAUCCCUCGUCAAAAGUCUUUACAUUUCAAUUUCUUCAUUGUUCUAGUCAUGUUCUGACGGUUCUCUCUCUAUAAACCGACAUAUACAGCUGACAGAAAGUAAGAGAAAGGAUCUGGGAGAUUCAGGAGAGCAGACGUGCCUUCUCCCAGCCCACACCGCUGCCUGCAAUUGGAUAACAUUAAUGAUUGUGUUAGGGAUCAGCCCUCAUACAUUGCGUUGACUAUUGUUCCCUGUGUUCAACCGCUUAUGCAAACACAACAGUUCCAAAGUAUAUCUGUCCUGAAACCCGGUUAAAGAGUUACUGGUGGUCGAGCUCCAGGCCAAGUAUAGAAGAACAGAAAUCUGAGGUCAAUGAGGUAGUACCAAACCUGAUAAAUGUUACACAACCAACACCCGGAAUGCUUCUAACUGUUGAAGGCCUUAUAAUCUUCUUUCUAUUCAAAUUUGGGGACUGUUAAAUAUUGUUCAAAGAGUAAGUGAUCAAAUACCUCAAAGGAAAAGUAUGGCUGAUCAUAUGUGACGGGGUGAAUUUAUGGAAUUGGAAUUCUACCAUAAUGGACUUUAUGGUAUUGGACUUAGAAAUUGGACUUAACCACCUAAUUGUAUUGUACACUUAAUUUGUAUUGUACACUUAAUUUGUAUUGUACACUUAAUUGUAUUGUACACUUAAUUUCCUGACACACUUAGUGUGUCAGGAAAGCAGGCCGGCUUAAUGGGAUAUGAAUCAAAGUCACAUUUGCCAUUAUUCCCUGCUCUCAGUGAGCUUGUUAGAUGAUAAAGUCCCCGUAGACUUUAAACAACUUCUAAAUUGGUGUUAUAGCACCCAGAAAACGGCAGGUCUAUGGUCAACUCGAAGCGCCACAUUGGUCCUCCCAUCCCCACAGCGUCACACGGUACACACCUGUACUGUACCUGUACAGUCAAAUCGUCAAACAGGCCCCCUGGUCUUGUUCUCAUCUCUCAACGGAGCGCCUUGAAGGGCGUGCUUUGACUGUGCUUCCGGUAGAUGGAUGUCUGCUCCCAUUUGCGUUUGCUUUGUCAAAUCCCUCGUCAAAAGUCUUUACAUUUCAAUCUCAAUUUCUUCGUUGUUCUAGUCAUGUUCUGACGGUUCUCUAUCGUAUCGAGACCAUCUCUCCACUCCGUUACAUAUUCCAUAUGUACGGGAUUGGAGAGAUGGUCUCUUCACUCAGAGAACCAGGGUUACCACGGGUUACCUCGAGCUACAGGCCAAGUAUAGAAGAACAGAAAUCGGAGGUCAAUAAGGUAGUACCGUACCUGAUAAAUGUUACACAAUUAACACCCUGAAUGUUUCUAACUGUUGAAGGCCUUAUAAUCUUCUUUCUAUUCAAAUUUGGGGAAUGUUAAAUAUUGUUGAGCUUAAUGUUUUCUUGUUCCAUGUUUCAAUGAGCUUUAUUUUUGUCAUUAUUGUUUGACAUAUUUUUGUUGUUGUUCGAACCGAAUCAUUGUACUUGUGCCAUGACGUUAAUUACAUUGUAUUAUCAGGGACCUUAAUGUUAUAAUCGAUAUGCCUUGUGAUGGUCCUAACACUUGAUUUUACAAAAGAUGUAAAGUUUUUCUCUUUAGGUUGAGGUGGAUGUAGUUUUCCUUGUUGACCAGAAGAGGGAGACUGAUAUUCUUUGUAACCAAAGCAUUUCUCUCAGCUUACUUGACAAACUGACUUCCUUCUAACUCAGGAACAUGUUCUAUUGGAUAGAAAUAUCCAAUCGAGAAAUAAUAAAUUAAUAAAUAUCUUACCAUAUUUUUGCUAUCUUUUUCAUCUCGUAUCCAAAAACCGGAUUGCUGAGUAGUAUAUGGUUGUUUCGGAUGUUAACUUUGUACUUUGAAGUAGUUAACAUUCGGAACUCCAAUGUACGAUUGAACAACCUUUUGAAAAGGUUAAUGGUCAUUGUAUAAAAAUGCUGCUGAUUACGAUACUUGAUUUUGAGUACUAAAGUGUGACGUCACGUUUCCAUAACAACCGAUUUUUGGUUCCACAUAAACCAAAUGAACAUGGGGGAAAUCUUAUGACAUAAGAAAAGGAACGAUUUUUUUUUGCGAAUGAUUUGCGAGUUUGCUUUACCAAUGAUGUAAGUGUGCACUCACAGUAGGCCAUCUGGCCGUGGCCGUUGGCCGUUUUCACACCUAACCGUGCUCAACUGGCCCCAUUGUUCUCUGGCCUGCACUCACACUAGUAGGCUCUUGUAAAUACGACAUCACGUCGUCACCAAGCAUCCGCUGCAUGGACCAUAAUAAAGUCUGCCUUCUCUAUGGGACCAACGCACCAACAUGAACCAACAGUUGAACCGCUUGACGCCAUGUUUACCGUUUAAUGGGAAAGAAGGCUCGUCGCCUUUAUUAUGUCCAUGGACUAUACGUCAUCCAGCUCAGGUUGCGUAGCCGCGCGUGUGCGCUUGUCGGCUCAUUAGCAUCUGUACCGUUGCGGCCCGUACCGUAGCAGCACACCUCUCCCAAGUGGCCAAGUUGGCCUGGCCCGACUGGCCACACUCACACUGGCAGAUUUGAGCACGGUUAGGUGUGAAAUGGGCCACGGCCAGAUGGCCUAGUGUGAGUGCACCCUAAGUAAUAUUGAGACUGGGCCAACUUACCGUUACAUUAUAAACUUUCAUGCUAGCGCGAAAUUUUCCUUUUAAUACCCCAGGGGCACUGGUGUAGUCCAGGGUAUACGCGGGUAUACCCACUUAUUUUUCAGUCAGCAUUGCGUAAAACCACUUCUAAAUCCCCCCAGAUGCGAACCAUUCAGAAGUAUCUGCAAGCCAAAUUUCCCACUUUUUCCUGUGCGUUCACACCAAACGCGACGGCGCGACAGGAUCCCAUACAAAGUGAACGUAGAGACGCGAAUCGGGCGAAUUUAUCGUGAGAGAAAACCGGCGACAAGUGUUGAUUUGCGAGCCACACUUUCGCCGUGCACAGGCGAGCGCGUUCACGAGGAUUUGUGGUGCGAAAAAUCGCAUGAGUUGAAAUAUCUCAACAUUGACACGAAUUUCGCGUGAUGACAGCCAAUCAGCGUUCAACAGCGUGGCCACUGAGCUACUCUGCCUUUUAUUGGCUAAUACUCGCUGCCUUUACUGAUUAGAUUGUUGAAUAAUUUGAAUGAUGUUACUGGUUCAAUCAUCAUUUGAUAUUUAUAUUGAUAUUAUCUUUAUCUAACGAGAUGAUUGAUGUGUAAGAGAAUGAUGUGCGUUUUUUUUAAUCUAAGGUGAAAUAUGAACGAGGAUGCAUUGUCAAAUUCAGAUCUGAAGUU
Gadus chalcogrammus (walleye pollock) is the source of this 5878-nucleotide messenger RNA. Its product is annotated as monocarboxylate transporter 12-B-like. Bases 262 to 1896 code for a protein of 544 amino acids. Gene Ontology annotation, molecular function: monocarboxylic acid transmembrane transporter activity. The record is from RefSeq and is a predicted model, not a curated record. Lineage: Eukaryota; Metazoa; Chordata; Actinopteri; Gadiformes; Gadidae. Gene Ontology annotation, biological process: transmembrane transport; monocarboxylic acid transport. The transcript is spliced from 8 exons.